Messenger RNA from Zalophus californianus (California sea lion), 2533 nucleotides. It is a transcript of the gene TTC39C, whose product is annotated as tetratricopeptide repeat domain 39C. Gene Ontology annotation, molecular function: protein binding. Lineage: Eukaryota; Metazoa; Chordata; Mammalia; Carnivora; Otariidae. The coding region runs from base 105 to 1853 and encodes 582 amino acids. Gene Ontology annotation, biological process: otolith morphogenesis; cilium assembly. The transcript is spliced from 14 exons. The record is from RefSeq and is a predicted model, not a curated record.
GCUGCGCGCCGCUCCGGGCAGGUAGAGCCGGGCUCCGGGCGCGCCAGGGCCGCAGCAGCUGUCGCCCCACCUCGCCUCGGCCCUGCGCACAGCCUCGCGCGCCCAUGGCGGGCUCGGAGCAGCAGCGGCCGCGGCGGCAGGACGACGGAGACUCGGCCGCGGCGGCGGCGGCGGCACCCCUGCAGGACGCGGAGCUGGCCCUGGCUGGCAUCAACAUGCUGCUCAACAACGGCUUCAGGGAGUCGGACCAGCUUUUCAAACAAUACAGAAAUCAUAGCCCAUUAAUGAGUUUUGGAGCCAGCUUCGUCAGUUUUUUGAACGCCAUGAUGACAUUUGAGGAAGAAAAAAUGCAGUUGGCGUGUGAUGACUUAAAGACGACAGAGAAACUGUGUGAAAGCGAAGAGGCUGGAGUAAUUGAAACCAUCAAGAAUAAAAUUAAGAAAAAUGUUGAUGUCCGAAAAUCUGCCCCCUCUAUGGUUGAUCGGCUUCAGAGGCAGAUAAUCAUAGCUGACUGUCAAGUUUAUCUGGCUGUGCUCUCGUUUGUGAAACAAGAAUUGUCAGCCUAUAUAAAAGGUGGGUGGAUCCUUAGGAAAGCCUGGAAGAUUUACAAUAAAUGCUAUCUGGACAUCAGUGCCCUUCAGGAGCUGUAUCAAAAGAAGCUAACUGAAGAGCCUUUGACUUCUGACGCUGCAAAUGAUAAUCACAUUGUGGCUGAAGGGGUGUCUGAGGAGUCUCUAAACAGACUGAAAGGUGCUGUUAGCUUUGGAUAUGGCCUUUUUCACCUUUGCAUAUCCAUGGUGCCCCCCAACCUGCUCAAAAUCAUCAACCUGCUGGGUUUUCCUGGAGACCGCCUGCAAGGGCUUUCUUCACUGAUGUAUGCAAGCGAAAGUAAGGACAUGAAGGCCCCUUUAGCUACAUUGGCUCUGCUCUGGUAUCAUACUGUAGUCCGUCCGUUUUUUGCCUUGGAUGGCAGUGAUAACAAAGCAGGCCUGGAUGAAGCAAAGGAAAUUCUUCUCAAAAAAGAAGCUGCUUAUCCAAAUUCUUCCCUCUUCAUGUUUUUCAAGGGACGCAUACAACGAUUAGAGUGUCAAAUCAACAGUGCCUUGACUUCUUUCCAUACCGCCUUGGAGCUUGCGAUAGAUCAGCGAGAAAUCCAACAUGUCUGUCUGUAUGAAAUUGGUUGGUGCAGCAUGAUAGAGCUGAACUUCAAGGAUGCAUUUGAUUCCUUUGAGAGGCUAAAAAACGAGUCCAGGUGGUCGCAGUGCUAUUAUGCCUAUCUAACUGCGGUUUGUCGGGGAGCCACCGGUGACGUGGAUGGGGCACAGAUAGUCUUCAAAGAGGUUCAGAAACUCUUCAAAAGGAAAAACAAUCAGAUUGAACAGUUCUCGGUGAAAAAGGCAGAGAGGUUUCGGAAACAAGCUCCAACCAAAGCACUGUGUGUGCUGGCCUCCAUCGAGGUGUUGUACCUGUGGAAAGCCCUUCCCAACUGUUCCUUCCCCAACCUGCAGAGGAUGAGUCAAGCUUGCCACGCAGUGGAUGAUUCAUCUGUCGUUGGAUUAAAGUAUUUGCUUCUUGGUGCCAUACACAAAUGUCUAGGAAACUCAGAAGAUGCUGUUCAGUUCUUCCAGCGAGCUGUUAAAGAUGAGUUGUGUCGUCAGAAUAACUUAUACGUUCAGCCAUAUGCCUGCUAUGAACUUGGCUGCCUUCUGUUAGAUAAACCAGAGACUGUAGCAAGAGGCAGAACUCUACUUCUUCAAGCAAAGGAGGAUUUCUCUGGCUACGACUUUGAAAACAGAUUGCAUGUCCGCAUCCAUGCUGCUCUGGCCUCUCUGAGGGAACUGGUUCCUCAGUGACGACACGGGGUUUCUGCUCUGUCCCUCCCCACCAGGUUCUGCACUUUAAAAUAAAAGCAGAGGACACAGCUCUUCCGAAGAUCGGCUUUUCUUCUGAAAACCACCUGUGCCAGGGACACAUUUUCCCACUUAGGCUGACAUAUUCAAGAUCUCCUCUUUUAAACAUAUAGCUGAGAAGUAAUGAUGAUGAUCCUAGUAAUUAUAACUAACCACCUGGGGAGAGGGCUAAGUGACCUUGUUCAAACAUUUUAGUUUUGUGAUUUAUUAUUUUUAAAAUAAAAUCAAACUAAAUAUUCAACCUGUGAUCCUCUAGGAACGCCUACCUUAAGCACACAUCUGACUGGGUAACGCUAGGAGGUACCUGUAAAAUUAUCAACAGUAUUAUGACAUAGCGUUUCUAUUGUGUUUUGAAAGAAAAAAGUGCUUUCUAGUGUUUUCCUUUAUCCUCUAACUUGUGAAUAGCGCAGCACAGCACAGAUAUUCUUAUCCCCAUUGUCUAGACAAUGAAACUCAGGCACAAAAAGGCUAAUUGACUUGUCCCAAUUGAUUAUUCCUGUUAGCAGUGGAGCAAUGACUAGAAUGCAGAUCUCCUGAUCCCAGAUAGAAUAUUCUUGUUAAAAAAAUGUUAAUAACCCAGAAUUUUGUUUUCCUUAUUAAAACACAAAUGCUCUUCAGCUGAA